Messenger RNA from Drosophila elegans, 1503 nucleotides. RefSeq lists its product as uncharacterized. The transcript has 3 exons. Gene Ontology annotation, cellular component: nucleus; transcription regulator complex. The record is from RefSeq and is a predicted model, not a curated record. Gene Ontology annotation, molecular function: DNA binding. Gene Ontology annotation, biological process: regulation of transcription by RNA polymerase II. Bases 205 to 1266 code for a protein of 353 amino acids. NCBI's taxonomy places the organism in Eukaryota, Metazoa, Arthropoda, Insecta, Diptera, Drosophilidae.
UGAUUUGAGUCGGCGCAGAAGAGCGCGUAAAUGAAAAACGAAGAGAACGCAGGAGAGUCGAACGGUAAAUCGGUGGCAGCAAAAUAAACUUUUAGAAUCGCCAGCAAGAGCCGUCUUAAAACUCCGAGGAAAAAAAAAAGGCGGCGUCGCAUUGGCGGCCUGACUGUUAAAUCGAAGAACACGAAUAACAACAAUCGCAAGAGGAUGAGCAGGAGAAGUGGAAACCAGGAGUCGAGCUUGAAAUCGGAGAAGAUGCAGCGCUACUACGCGGAACGGGAGACCACAGGACCCGAGUUCGACGAUCGCCUGAUAAAGCUGGUGCGCGCAAAUCCGGCCAUCUACGAUGUCAGCCAUCCGCACUAUCGUCGCAAUCCGGUCAGAGUGGAUAUAUGGGAUCGCAUUGCCAACGAACUGGGCGCCUCCUCUCGAUUCCUGCAAACCAAGUGGAAAAACAUACGCUACAACUAUCUGCAGGAGGUGAAGGCAAUUGAGACGGGCCAAACAAAUCCGAAUGUGCGCAAGCGACGCUUCACCGAGGAUCUGUCCUUCCUGCAGAACACUGCCCAGACCUAUAAUGUGAAGAAAUCCCAGAGCUUCGUGGCCCCGCAGAAUGGAGGGGGCAGUGACAACGACAGCAACAGCUUCCUAUAUCCCGAUCCGGAGCACCUAAAGAUCGACGCCUCCGAGGGCUACGACAUCAUUGAACUGGACAACAGCGAGGAUGGCGAGAACAGCGACGACAACGAGAUUGUGCCGGAACUGCAGCUGGUCAUGGCGGAGGAGGAGCCCAAGCUGGAACAUCAUUCCCUGCCGACGACACUCAAUGGCAUCCACAACAGUAGCAGCGAUCACAGUCACGAACGCGACUCGCCGGCCUCCUCGCCGCUGCUCACGCCCAUGGUGGUCAUGGGCAAUGGCUACGACCAGGACCAGGUCGUGCCAGCCCCCAAUCCGAAGCAGGAUCCGAAACAGCUCAAGAACAGCUCGCUGUCCAACGGCGAGGUGACCAUCGAACCCAUUUACAAGCCUGCGGCCACGAGACGCACAUUACCCAGCGACUUUCUGAGCAAUCCCUUCAAACGCAAGGCCGCCGAAGCGCCGCUCCUUCAGUCCCAGGUGACGACGACGCCCUACAGCGAUCCCAUCGAGCUGUACUGCCUGUCGCUGGUGGACACACUCCGCAGCAUGCCCAGGUCGGAGCGGGAACGGGUCAAGUUCGAGUUCGCCAGCAUUCUGAAGGACGCCAAGUACAAGGACGAGUCCUAAGCAUUACGUACAAUUCUCGAUUAGUCAACUCCUAGUGGUAAACAACGCACUCAACACACACACUCAUUUGUUUGCACUCCGUUUAUGUAUUAUUACACUUACAUAUUUCUUUUAGUACCGCGUUCGCGUCUUAGGCUAAGUCUAAUAUAGUUUUGAAUUAAGAUGAGGCGAUAUGUGUCCAUAUCUAUUCAGUUGUAUCAACAAAGACCCGAAAUAAAUUAUGCACAAAAUAAGAAA